Molecule: messenger RNA, 2467 nt
Organism: Aspergillus campestris IBT 28561
Lineage: Eukaryota; Fungi; Ascomycota; Eurotiomycetes; Eurotiales; Aspergillaceae
Product: acyltransferase family protein
Exons: 1
Coding region: 439-2058 (539 amino acids)
Biological process (GO): polysaccharide biosynthetic process
Cellular component (GO): membrane
Molecular function (GO): acyltransferase activity, transferring groups other than amino-acyl groups
Source: RefSeq, a predicted model, not a curated record
GUUCUGUUCUCUCUCUCAACCCCCAUUCUCGAGAUACAUCUCAGUAUACAGGUUCUCGAGACUAUCUCCAACAUACCAUCAAUGUGGUAUCGAUCAGCUUCAAAUGAUACGACCAGCAUGAUCUCCCCGCCGUGUCCAUCCCCUUGUUGAACCAUCUACUACUCUCCGUCUCUCGAAAAGAUCCCUUCGAUCCGCUGUCAAUCCACCGAAUCUACGUUUCAUCAGACUACAACCCCCCGUUGCCAACCUCUCAUCGAUCUUGCCGGUUGCGGUGGGUAAUCCUCAUCUUACGCAAUCGACUCAACCACCACUCGGGACCGACAACCACCGACUCGCCCGCUCCACCGACUCCCGUUCCUCCUCCUCUCCCCUCCUCUCCCCUCUCGUCCCUCUCUCUCCGACUGCCUCGCAGGUAAAGUCUGCGCCCCAUCGAUCACCAUGGCGCUUCCCCACCAAGGCUCUCGAGCCUCACCACCCAUCCAAGACAUCCCUCUCCACGACAUCGAGGCCCCCCGAGAUCAGGAUUCCCCAUACUACUACUCCCGCUCCCGCUCCGCCCGGAACCAUUCCCCGGGCGUCUCCGAGAAGCUGGACGACUUCUUCGACGAUUGGCAAACACACAUUGAUCGCGCCUUCACCAACUUCCUGGUCGCCCUCACCCCGAGUUUUUGGCAACAUCUGGUGGGCGGCCAGCCUCCCGAGGCGGGCCGCCUCCAUGCCAUCGCCGCCCUGGAUGGUCUGCGCGGCUGGGCCUGUCUCUUGGUCUUCAACUUCCACUUCCUCUUCACCUACACCUGGAAGGUCGCCGUCGGCUGGGGGUUCAAUGGCGAAAACUACAGUCUCUGGCAGCUGCCCAUCCUCCACAUGGUCGUCUCCGGUCAUAUCAUGGUCGCCAUCUUCUUCGUCAUCUCCGGCUACGUCCUCUCCUACAAACCCAUCAAGACCAUCCGCAGUCGCAUGUUCGAUCAAACCUUCCUCACCCUGGCUUCCUCCACCUUUCGCCGCGGCCUCCGACUCUACGUCCCAGCCAUCGUCGGCUUGGCGGCCGUCUUCAUCGCCGUGCGCAUGGGCUUCUACAACUACUCCUUUGGCGUCAUCAAGGAGGGUCACACCAUCCAGGGCACCAACGAGCAACACCCGGAGCUGAUGGAGCUCCUCUACGACCAGUACUGGGACUGGCACCUGACGAUCAUGACCCUCAUGAACCCCUGGAACUGGGCCCUCUACUACAACUACUACAACCCGCACCUCUGGACCAUCCCUGUCGAAUUCCGCUGCUCCAUCGUGCUCUUCCUGACCAUCCUGGCCACCUCCCGCGCCAAGACCGCCGUUCGCUUGUCGCUCGUCAGCGGCCUGAUCUGGUUCUGCAUGCGCUGGGGCCGCUGGGACGUCGUGCUCUUCCUGAGUGGCAUGCUCCUGGCCGAGGCUGACCUGAUCAAUGGCACGUGGGAGCGUCCGCCCCGCCCGGCCGACGGCUCCGACCCCGAUGACGGCUUCACGCUCCCCCGCUCCCUCCAGCAGCUCGCCCGCUACCUCGCCAGUCGCAAGCUCUGGAUCGGUCUGUUCCUCGUCGGCCUCUACCUGGGCUCCACCCCCAACACCGGCUGCCGCUGGACCCCCUUCUACAUGUGGACCUACCAGGUCAUCCCGGAGACCUACCCCGAGCCCCACCGGUUUCCCCAGACCAUCGGGGCCGUGCUCAUCGUCUGCAGCAUCAACCACUCCAAGGAGAUCCAAAAGCUGUUCACCAACGGGCUCUCGCAGUACCUCGGCAAGAUCUCCUUUGCCUUCUACAUCGUCCACGGACCCAUCCUCCACUCGCUGGGCUACUCCCUCAUGCCCAACAUCUGGAGCCUCACGGGCAAGGAGACCAACUUGCAGUACUGCAUGGGCUUCCUCAUCGGCUGGAGCAUCUGCCUCCCCAUUUCCAUCUGGGCAGCUGAUAUCUUCUGGCGCGCCGUCGACAUUCCCAGCGUCAAGUUUGCCCGCUGGGUCGAGAGCCAAGUCAUGAUCAAGGGGCCAACCCCGCCGCCCCCUAAUCCCAACCGAUCAGUUUAAACAGUCUUCUCCACCCUUCUCGCCCUCUUUCAUAAUCUUCAUCAUCCUCGGACUCCCAAAAAAAAAACCUCUAGCUGGCCUCUAGCGGGUACGAUCACUAUCCCCCUCUCCUAUCUCUCCCACCUUCAUUCCUUUGGCCUUUCCCGGUGCUAGGUCCACAGUCAGUCAGUCAGUCAUCAUCUUGUAUUUCUUCCCGUUGGGGUUGGUAUGGACGUGGGGGGUUAGAAUCGGAUUUGGAUACCGAAUGGAUUCUUGUACAGCGCUUUCCUUUUUCUUGUUCUUCUCUUUUUUUUAUUCUUUUGUUUUUACAGUUGUAUAUACCAUCUACCUGGCGUAGUUUGCGGUCUUGGAUUCCUCGAGGACUACCUGGACAUUGUCGAGUUGUAUUGUUAUUGAUUUAUUUAUUCUC